AUGGGGCGCCUCUCUCGAUCCAUGGCUGCGGCCCAGUUCCACGGAGGGUUCGGCGUUCUUGAGGGCGCUACCACCUCUUGCUCCGGCCUCAAUGCUUCCAUCGACGCAACCAUUGCGCCCAGCUACAAUUACUUUACUGUUAACAGAAACCGUGACACUAAUAACGAUCGAAGCACGCCUGAUUUCAUCGAUUCGCUGACCGCCAAGCUCAGAGAACUUCACAUCUACAGCCCUCAAAAGAACCGUGCCGACAGAUCACUACUGCACCUCGUGCGACCCCGUUUACCUCAACUAACCAUUGAUACCAAAACUGUUCCAACCCUCAGUCACAUCAGGGAAGACGCCCAGUACUGCACCACAUCGUCUACCGUGACCACAUCGGCGCAGGGACCACUCUCUGGCGAGCUGCCUCACGAAACCGAACGAGACGAGGGUAUCCCGUCGUCGGCUGAAACAACCGCUUCCUCAACCGUUCCCUUUCGCCAGGCACCGGACUUGAUAUUUGAAGCCAGCGAGCCCAGCUUUCCUUCUCGAGUCUUCCACGCAGCAGACCUCUCAAACCACUCUCUUGUCACCGAUACUGACUUUCUUACGUCCAUCGCUCGACACCAGGCAGGUCAGUAUGACUAUGUGCUUUCGGUUCUGGACCCAGACAGCACGGCAAAGCGCGACAACUUGCCCAAGAGGCGGGGCGGCUUGACGGUGGACUUUGGCUGCAACGUCUUGGUGCAGGCCGAUCGCACAUGGGGGGGUAUUUGCAAUCAGAGCAAACCAGCUAAUGCCUAUAAACUUCUAGCCACACCUUUGGUGACUGAAGACGUGGCUCAGGAUACGUCGCAACUAUCUAGAGAAACAGACGACAUGGCCGUUACGGAGACGGUGGUUCGAUCGGCCUCGCCGACUCCCUUCGGAGAGGCUGCAAUGAAUAGCCCUACGUACUCGGCGCUAAGCGUCUCUGUUGUCGAGCGCGGCAAUGACAAGGAGUCAUCUCUGGACUACGUCGAAGAUCCUAAGGACAGAGUCAUUUCCAUUUCCACGGACAUGAGCAGUGAGCCUGUUGUCGAAGCUCCCCGUACUCCCUCUCGGUCUGUCUCAAGCGGCUCGCGGUCUCGGAUUGAAGACUCGGUCGAAGCUAUUGACAGGCUUGAGGAGGAAUUGGAGGCCGUUAACAUUGCAGCACGACUAGCGACACCCAGCAAGUCGAGCCGUAAUCGGUCAAAGACAGACGAUUCCGCGAACACGGCCACUACGGUUGCCACGAGCAGCACAACCAUCAAGCGAACGGCCUCAACAUUGAAGCGUACUCAAUCAACUGGCGCUGGAGCCAAGCCAGCACCUCGAGGGCGUGCUGCAGAGAGAAAGACAGCGUCGACAGUGAAUAGCGACGCUACAAAGGCAUCACCAGGGAAAGGGCUCACUAGAAAGUCCACUGCGACUCGUCCAACCAGCUUACUGCCGCCCAAGCCACCUAGCAAAUCUACAAAGGCCCCUACGAAGCCAUCCUUUGAAUUGCCGGGAGAGGCCGUCGCCCGCCGGAUCAAGGAGCAGCGCGAUGCCCGCCUUGCUCAACAGGCCGAAAAGGCUGCGCCGCAGACCCCACAGCGGACCAGGUCACUAAAGGUGCCAACGCGGCCCAACUUUGAGCUUCCCGGUGAAGCGAUCUCGCAACGCAAACGGGCGGAACGAGAGGCCCGCCUCAAAGCACAAGAAGAGGAGGAACGCAAGCGGCGUGAGUUUAAGGCGCGCCCUAUCAAGGCGAAGCUUGGCUCUGCCGCAUAUCCCCGAGAGACCUUGACCAGUCGUGCUCGUCAGAAUAAGGGAUCCGAGGCGAGCAUUGUUCAAGUCGAGGAGAGCCCCUCCAAACGUACGUCGAUGCUCGGCAUACCACACACUCUUGUGAGAGCUUCCCCAACUAGAUCUCCUCAGACCCGCGGCAGAGGCACGUCGCAGACGGCGGCUGCAAACCAGGCCAGCCGUGCCACGUCGACAUCCACAGGUAGCAUGAGUGGCAAGCGAAGCACGCUGUCGGACGAGGACCUGGAGCAGCAGAGACUCAAGGGUCGAGAAAUAUUUCAACGUGAUAACUGCUACAUCGAAGACAAGGAGCGAGAACGCCGUGAACGUGAGUGGAAUGCCAAGAUGGCUCGCGAGCAGGCUGCCGAACGCUCUAGGCAGGCUAGUAGAGAGUGGGCAGAGAAGCAGAAAAGGAAGCAGCUUGCGGCCGUGGCCGCGAUGGCUGGUCAGGCGGCGUGA
Colletotrichum higginsianum IMI 349063 is the source of this 2253-nucleotide messenger RNA. RefSeq names its product Carboxylesterase family protein. NCBI's taxonomy places the organism in Eukaryota, Fungi, Ascomycota, Sordariomycetes, Glomerellales, Glomerellaceae. The coding region runs from base 1 to 2253 and encodes 750 amino acids. The record is from RefSeq and is a predicted model, not a curated record. The transcript is spliced from 2 exons.